AUGGGAGACCAACAACAGGCCCGCGGCGGGUGGUGGUCCAACCCCCACGACCCCGAGUCCACGGACCCGGAGUUGUUAAAACAGAAUUCAGAGAUACGCACGUUCAAAACAGAUCGCUACACUUAUGCUGAUAUCCGCAUAUUCUACAAACGGCAUCAACAGGCAGACCAGCUGCCCAAGCCAUCCAUCCCCUUGCUCGUCUUCAUUCACGGGUUGGGAGGCUCAGUGGCACAAUUUCACCCGCUGCUGACCAGCCUUGUCCACAUCUCAUCAUGUCUGGCCAUCGACCUGCCCGGAUGUGGGCGAUCCAAGUUUGCACAGACGUCAUGGGAUGCCUACAGUCCGGAAGCACUGGCUGAGCUGCUGGAAGUCAUCAUCGACGAGUACCGCCAGAAGGAGCCUGACCGCAACGUGGUUCUCAUCGGCCAUAGCAUGGGCACGACGAUGUGUGCACAACUGGCUAGCCGCAACACUACGCACCGAACAGAUUUAAGAACACACAUCGUGGGACUCGUAGCGAUUUGCCCCGUCUCUGGACCUCCACCAGCUGACAAGACGGCGCUGUUCCGCAAACUUUUGUGGGUUCCCGGCUGGCUUUUCGAUCUGUGGAGGGCCUAUGACCGAUGGGGAGGACCGCAGAGUGCCAGCGUGAGCCGGUUUGUCGGACCGGGAGCAGACCUCGAGCUGCGCAAGCUGCAAGACCGGUUUAACAACCAGAGUCGCACACCGGUAUGGCGCCGUAUGGCUUGGGGGUCUUUACCCACGUUCAAGAAUGGCGUUGCCAGGGGUGGUGUGCCCGGAAAGGACGUAUGGGCCGGCGUUGACGUACCCGUAUACCUUGUUGGCGGGGAGGCAGACAAACUAACCCCUCCUGGCGAAGUCGGCAAGAUCGAGGAGUAUCUUCAAACCAAGGCACCGCUGUCACCAGAGACGGGUUCGGAAGAUGGCCAUGAGACCGUCGUCGACUCUGCUGCGCCAGUCAACACCUCCCAAAACGUCACCGAUCAUGUGCCUGAGAGCAUCGACGACAUCCGAGAUGAGGACUUCCAGCGAGACAGACGACUGGAUGAAGGUGCAGACACGACUGAGGACCCCUCUACGCCAGAUGAAUCAUCUCCUGCAAACCUUCCGCCUCAGCCUCGACAUCCCACCAAGGUGGUCAAGUCAAUCAUCAUCCCGGCGCCUGCCAAUCACGCUGUACUGUUCAUGCCCUCGACCGCUCGGGUUCUCGCCCAUCACAUUUCCGACUUCCUAGCCUGUCACGUCACCGGUCGCUUCUCCCUGAAAUGGCAGCUGCAGCACCUCUCGCGUGAGGGCAAGUGGGACGUGAAGAACCUAGCCAAGUGGAAGAAUGUCGUACCGGUAUCGCUCCCGAUAGGGCCCAAGGGCAAGCCUGCCGUCUUCCGGGCGAUGAAGACUUUGCGAGAAGCCGACGAUGUACACUGCCCUGCCGAGUUCGUCAAGAACUGGGGCAAGAUUAUCAAGGACGUUGUUGACAUCAGUCACGACCAGCCUGUCUACGAUCCUAGAAGCAUGGAGAAGGGCGGCGUGCGCUACCACAAGUUCGCCACGGUGUCCAAGGUUCCGCCCAGUGAGGGAGAAGUUGCGCAUUUUGUGGCGCUUGUGGACAAGCUGAGGGAAGAGCAGAAGAAGAGAGCUGAAGAGGAAGGAUGGGAAGCGGUCGACGGAGAAAACCAGGUCAUUGGCGUUCACUGCCAUUACGGGUUUAACCGCACGGGUUACUUCAUUGUAUGCUACCUGGUCGAGCGGUGCGGACUAGGUGUGCAGGAGGCGAUCGACACGUUUGCGGAGGCGAGACCUAAUGGGAUCCGACACUCGCAUUUCUUGGACAAACUACAUCAAGUCUAUGUCCUCAACAACUACAUCAAUAACUACAACUACCACUACAAUAGCAACUGCAUCAACAACUACAACAACAAUCACAAUAACAACUACAAUCACAACUACAACAAAAAACCCAAAAUGAACCGCUUUCGAGUCUACGCAACCAAGACCCUCUCGGGCACCGUCACUUCGCCGCGUACGUUCCACGCGUGCAAGCUCAGCCACGACUUCGGCUCCGCGCCAGCCCCCAAGCCGGCACAACAACAACAAAACAACACCAUCGCAGCCGCGGACAUCGAGUCCCACGUCCAGAAGCUGGCGGCGCUGGUCAAGAGCGCCAGGGAUGCGACCGAGCGGAUCGAGGGGCACGUCGGCGUGCGGGGAUGUAUCGUGGACGACGGCCGCAAGCUCGCGGGCCCGUUGUACAGGGCGAUCGGGUUCGAUGUGAACGUCUUUCAGAAGGUGGACAACGCGGAUGUGAUCCGCCGGAAGUUGGCCGCGUCGUUUUCUGGCGAGGGUAUGGUCAAGGACGAGGGCGAGGGCGGCAAGGUGUUGGAGAGGUUGAGAGAGGUGCAGGGGGAGAUGGGGGAGGUGCUUGGACGGCUGGAGGCGGUGGAGAGAGAGUCGAGGGUGCCGCCAUAG
Messenger RNA from Colletotrichum siamense, 2487 nucleotides. It is a transcript of the gene Rngtt, whose product is annotated as mRNA-capping enzyme. The coding region runs from base 1 to 2487 and encodes 828 amino acids. The transcript is spliced from 3 exons. The record is from RefSeq and is a predicted model, not a curated record. Gene Ontology annotation, biological process: dephosphorylation; 7-methylguanosine mRNA capping. NCBI's taxonomy places the organism in Eukaryota, Fungi, Ascomycota, Sordariomycetes, Glomerellales, Glomerellaceae. Gene Ontology annotation, molecular function: protein tyrosine/serine/threonine phosphatase activity; mRNA guanylyltransferase activity.